Molecule: messenger RNA, 3958 nt
Organism: Schizosaccharomyces japonicus yFS275
Lineage: Eukaryota; Fungi; Ascomycota; Schizosaccharomycetes; Schizosaccharomycetales; Schizosaccharomycetaceae
Product: transcription factor
Exons: 1
Coding region: 87-3113 (1008 amino acids)
Biological process (GO): regulation of DNA-templated transcription; regulation of transcription by RNA polymerase II; DNA-templated transcription
Cellular component (GO): nucleus
Molecular function (GO): DNA binding; zinc ion binding; DNA-binding transcription factor activity, RNA polymerase II-specific
Source: RefSeq, a predicted model, not a curated record
GAAUCCACGUCACAGCUAUUGUCCCUCACACUUGGCCGGUGUUUCGUGAGUGAAUCGCCGCGCAGAGUUGUCAACAGAGUGUCGGCAUGAAUCAUCAAAGUGAACUGGCCGCCUCCUUCAACGGCGCAUCCUCAUCCUCGCCAACGGUGUCCCCUCCUACGGGUUCCCUGUCCGAAUACCGAGACACCGCUGCAUCCUCCAGCACAAGUGCUCUCAUUUCCCGAGCAGCUCAGAAUUCGAAAGCACCGGCAAAAAGUGCGUCUCCGCUUCCCAGUUGGGCUCACGAAAAAACAAAAGCAGGCAAGGACAGGAAACGUCUGCCACUUGCAUGUCAAUCAUGCCGCAAGAAAAAAAUCAAAUGUUCGGGUGAACGGCCGUCUUGUGCCCAAUGUUUAAAACACAACACCGUGUGUGAGUACAAAGUGUCUGCAAACAAACGGUCCCACAGUCGGCAUGAGGAGCUGCACCAUCACCAGCAAUUGCAAUUAAAUCACCAGCAGCAAACGGCUUCGAACCAUAUGGGUGGUUCUGCAAUUCCUUCGCCCAUUGUCGUCGGAGGAGCUGGCCCGCUUGCUGCCGGAGCAAAUUCACGGUCGGGACUGCACCAAGCAAUGGUGACAGCUACUGCUCGGCUAGGUAUAGAUGACUCUCGUUCUCCUACAGCAAUUACUCCGGGUGGACCGGGAUCGGGUUCUGAUCCUCAAACGCACCCUCUCGCCCUUGAACGACGGUCAUCCUCUGCUUCAGUGUCGCUUCCCAGUCUUCCUGGGUCUGCCGGUCCCAACUCUGCCAACAUUGGCUCUUCACUGCCUAACGUGCAGUCCGUCCUGCCCGCCGCCCCGUCUCCCAUUCCUUCAGGUGCGGCUUCUUCGUUGCUCUCGUCUGAAUUUGCUAUGUAUCGUAAAAACUCGCUUGUGUCGCCCGACAGCAAUAUGAUGGCCGCUCUUUCCGUGUCAAAUGCACCUGCUAGCGUCGGCAACGGCGGCAAUCUUUUCGCCUCGAACAGAAGCAGUGGCUCAAUUGACAACCCUGCCCCUAACAGUGUUACACUUGCCGCUGCGUCAGCAGGGACAGCACCAGCUGUGAUUCCGCCGUUGUCGGUUGCGAAUGGAGCUGGACCCUUUACGACGCCUUUUAAUAAUGGGCUUCCUGCCUUUACUCCUUCUACCACCUUGCCUGCCGUGUCCUCUUCGCAACCGCAACAAGUCUGCAACAUUGUCCAGGCCCCCUUUGUCAACUCAUCUCCCGUCUUUUCCAUCGGCCCCCCUCCAAAUGAGUCUUCCAAACAGCCUUCCAUCGGGCCCUUGGCCCCCACGGUCACGACGCCCGGUACUCUUUCCUCGCCAAUUGUCCAGACAACUCCAUCCAUUCCUCGUCUAAUCACAUCUACACCCGUCUCCGAGCUGCCUCCUAUGGAGCUUCGGCGGCAUCUCGCUGAGGUGUUUUUCCACUGCUGCCAUGGACAGACAUACAACUUGUUCCACCGUCCUAACUUCAUGGAGUCACUAAGCAAUAAUACGCUGCCGCUUGUCCUCGUAUAUGCAAUCUGUGCCGUUUCGGCACGGUUUUCCUCGCACAUGCAGGUUCGCUACUCACCCCCGUACAUGGCGGGCGAGCAGUUUGCUCGUGAGGCUCGUCGCCUUGCGCUCGAUAGCCUUGACCGACCGGAUUUGUCGCUGGUAUCGGCGCUUCUGCUACUAUCUCUUCACGAUUCUGGCACAGGCGACAUGGGCAAAAGCUGGAUGUACGGCGGCAUGGCUCUACGGAUGGCCGCUGCCCUGCAAUUAAACUGUGAACAAGGAAGUAACCCUCUUGAUUUAGAUAAUGUGGACGCGGGUCCACGAAUUUCCUUCCUCGAACGCGAGCUUCGGAGACGGACGUUUUGGGCUUGUUUUUUGAUGGAUCGGUACUCGUCUUCGGCAGAGCGGUUACAGUUUCUUGACGAAAACGAUAUUAAUAUUCAGCUUCCGGUGCAUGAGCUCCUUUUCACCAAGCAAAUCGCCGGUGUCACACAGACACUUGAUGGCCGCAUUCUGGAAGGAGUACCCAGCAUUGUAAUUCCGGCUGACACCACUGAAAACAUGGGUGUCGCUGCGUACACUGUCAAAAUAAUCGCCCUUUGGGGCCGUGCAGUUAAGUAUCUGCAACAGGGAGGACGCAAACGUGAUCCUUAUCCCUUCUGGCACAAAAGCUCGGACUUUAAUAAACUCAACGAGGCCAUCCUCGACUGGGCUUCCGGUCUUCCACAGCGUCUGAAGUACUCUGUCGUCGGCCUCGAGAAUCACAUAUCUAUCCAACAGGGAGCGCAGUACGCGUUCUUGCACCUGGCAUACCACUACGUUCUUAUGUGGGUAUUCCGCACAAUCUACGAACCCGCCUCAACACGAGAAGCCAAGUCCCCCAUCAGUCGCAGUGAAAGCACGCUGUCGUUUGCAAGCUUGCAAAGUGCCAACGCCACAAUAUCCCAGUCGAAUGGCCCCCAACGCUCUAACGUUGCUGCCGCACGUCUUUACAAGGCUGCGAAAGAAAUAUGUCUUCGCUGUGCCAACGCCAUCUCCAUGAUCGUUGACGAUUGCCGUAAACACAAUGUUAUUCUUACGUCUCCUUUUAUUGCCUACGGCGUCUAUACCGCCUUCUGUGUUCAGACGGAAGCGGCAUUUGGUUCGGAUAACCUAGUUGCCUCUACCGCGCGUCAUAACCUCGAAAUUGACCUACGUUUAUUAUUGGAAAUGAAGAACUACUGGCGGCCUAUGCAAAUGUUGUGCAAUGAAAUGUCACGAAUUUGGGCUGAAAGUGUCCAGCGCUACGGUGCUGGGCAAUCUCCAGAGGCAAAUGUACCGGACGACAAUGUUGAUGAGAAUGAGGCGCUGGAAGUGGAGAAGCACUUUGCCUACAUAAUCGAGUCACCGCUCGUAGCGACUGGCGGCACUAACCAAGAGUCAUAUUCGACGGAUCUGAUGUCCCACUUUGGGAUGCCGAAAAAUACCGAGAUGCAAUCUUGGAGCGGCUUUUGGCCGUCGGAUGAUCUGCAAAAUUACCAGGAAUCAACAAUUGAUAGCCUCGUUGCCUUUGCUACCGGCAACCCAGGUUGGAACAUAUCGUUUGCUGGAUAGCUGAUAAUGUUGUACAAAAAAAUCACGGUUUUUAAUUUCUUCGUGGAAGACAUCAUUCAGCAAUUCGGCAGCGAUAGAUACAUCCUUGUACGGUGUCAAUGAAAAAGAGGCACUGUGUGCUCCUCUGCAUUUUUCCAUUUGUUAUUUCUUGCAUUGUGGUUGUUCCUCAAUUUCAAAGUGUUUUGCUCGUUUCGUUUGGCAAAAAUAGCCUAAUUCUGUCUCUCUUUCUUCUGAUUUCUUUGCAUUUCAUUUCUAUCUAAUGCACCAACGACGCUAAUCGCAAGCUUUUUUUUCGUGUUCUGAAUUUCAGAUCCGUUUUUAUUUUCUUUUUUUUUGUUUGCUAUAUAAUUGUCUGUUUUGGUUAAAGGUCUAGUUUUAGUCCACACACAAGCACACACACGCACGCGAGCAUGCAUGACAAGAGGAAAAACUUUUCUACACGAUGGUGAGCACAAUUGUGUCAAAGCAGUUGAAUGACUCAUUUGCUCUGACGAAAUGGCGGUUUGGCUUCUUGCAGCCUAUGACUACCACCCAUCCCAUCCCCUCUAUACGCUGUCCUUCCUCCUUUUUGUCUCUCUGACUACUAAUCGUCGCUAGUGACGCAUCACCCAUGAUUGCUGCCUUCCGUCUCGACUUUUUUAUUUUCUUGUGUUUGGAUGCGAUUUCCGGUAUCUAAGAAAGGGUAAUCCAAGCCACGUCACGGGCGAGGCGUGUACACUACUUUUGUUUCUUUUUGCGUUUUAGAUGAUAUUUUAUUUCUCCCAUGGUGUAGUAAACGUUGCUACUGCUUCUCCCAUGGUUCUAUCCAAUUGAGUGUUGCUGAAGCUAAGGGGAGGAAGGGGGGG